AUGCCUCCCCGCGGUUCCUCGACAGCAAUCAACCCAGUCCGCCUACAGACCGUGUCGCGGUUAAAAAUCAGACACCCGGACAAGCAGGAACCGAACCCGUGCCUGGGGCCCAUGACUGCGAUGUUGAAUUGCUGGGCCGCGGGUGCCGCUUCAGGAGGUUGCGGACACCUUGAGAAAGCUCUACGAGACUGCAUGGAUGCACCUAAACCCCCACCGAAAGGCAAAUCCACGAUAAACCAUCAUCUAGGCCGCUUAUACCCAAUGAUCUCUGGACCAAAAAAGAAGACUUGA
This is a messenger RNA of Cladophialophora psammophila CBS 110553, 291 nucleotides long. RefSeq lists its product as uncharacterized. Gene Ontology annotation, cellular component: mitochondrial small ribosomal subunit. The transcript has 3 exons. Gene Ontology annotation, biological process: mitochondrial translation. Gene Ontology annotation, molecular function: structural constituent of ribosome. NCBI's taxonomy places the organism in Eukaryota, Fungi, Ascomycota, Eurotiomycetes, Chaetothyriales, Herpotrichiellaceae. The record is from RefSeq and is a predicted model, not a curated record. Bases 1 to 291 code for a protein of 96 amino acids.